UUUGGUAAAAACUCAUACAGGCACACACGCACACAGCAGCAGCAGCAGCACAAGUCCGUAAAAAGGUGUGUGCACUGUAGUGUAGUUUUCCCCACAGGUAGAAAACGGCGAACGACGUGUGGAAAGUUCACAGUCAAGUGAUUCGCUCCCGGAACGAGUUGAUUUUUCGUGCACGGUGCCGGAAUUUAGCUUUUUCCGACGAAAGGGAAAAAAGCAGCAGUAGCAGCAACCAUUGAAGAAAAAAAAACAAGUGUCCAGUGCGGUUUGACAGGACGUGAGUGAACAUCACGUCCUUCUGUCAAGUGAUGAUUUGUACCACAUUCAUCAAAGUAGCCGAUUAGCCGUGUUUGUUCCAGAGUGUUAAACAUUCAAUGAUUUGAUCGGAACUGAGUGGGCGCUACCGCGAGAAAUCCAAAUUUGUUUGAAAUCCCCACAGCAGCAAUAGGGAUUCUGUACUGUGCAGUGAAAGUUAAAAGAAGCAAUCCAUCGCGAAAACGGUGGAAAUCAAACGCAACUCUCACAUUGGAGUGAUCUGAACGGAGGCAACCAGAGUCGGGGACCGACUCAUUCGCCAACUACCAACAACCUUCCCGGGAAAGAAAACCGUAGCUUGCAAUGGCCGACUAUACGCUGGACGUGGACAAUCUGAUCCAGCGGCUCCUAGAAGCUCACAAACUGCAGCAGCAGCAGGCGCAAGAGUCCCGGAAAAAGGGCAAACUGAAAGAGAUAUUCUCACACGAUUUCAUGGUUCGGGGAUGUCGUCCAGGAAAAUCAGUACCUAUGCCAGAGGAAGAAAUUCGAGCACUAUGUUUAAAAUCUCGUGAAAUCUUCCUACAACAACCAAUACUUCUGGAAUUGGAGGCUCCACUUAAAAUUUGCGGUGAUAUACAUGGACAGUACACAGAUCUGCUGCGACUUUUCGAGUACGGUGGAUUUCCCCCGGAGGCCAACUAUUUAUUCCUGGGCGAUUACGUAGACCGGGGCAAACAGUCGUUGGAAACGAUCUGUCUCCUGCUAGCAUACAAAAUCAAGUAUCCGGAAAACUUUUUCCUAUUGCGUGGAAAUCAUGAGUGUGCCAGUAUUAAUAGGAUAUAUGGUUUCUACGAUGAAUGCAAACGGCGGUACAAUGUGAAACUGUGGAAAACAUUCACGGAUUGUUUCAAUUGCCUGCCCAUUGCUGCCAUUAUUGAUGAGAAAAUAUUCUGCUGUCACGGAGGCUUGAGCCCGGAUUUGAACCAUAUGGAACAAAUUAAACGCAUAAUGCGACCAACAGAUGUUCCCGAUACGGGGCUACUGUGCGAUCUGCUGUGGAGUGAUCCGGACAAGGAUGUUAAAGGUUGGGGAGAGAACGAUCGUGGCGUUAGCUUCACGUUCGGUGUCGACAUUGUUGCAAAGUUUUUGCUAAUUCACGAGCUGGAUCUCAUCUGCCGAGCGCAUCAGGUCGUGGAGGACGGGUACGAGUUCUUCGCCCGGCGAUCGCUAGUAACGCUGUUUUCCGCACCGAACUAUUGUGGUGAAUUUGACAAUGCCGGCGGUAUGAUGUCGGUAGACGCAAAUCUAAUGUGUUCGUUUCAGAUUCUGAAACCAUCGGAAAAGAAGGCAAAAUAUCAAUAUAGCGGAACGAAUAAUCAGCGACCGCAGACACCCCAGCGCAAUCAAAAUCCAACCAAUAAACGGAAAUAAUAAUUUCUCUCCCUUCUCAACCGCUACCUAACGAGACGCAGCAAGAAAAAGUCAUCAUUAACGGCCAGUUCGCCGGCCAGCACCGCCACCAAUGCCACUAACGCUUCCAGCAAUACUGAUGGUGACGAUGAAAUCAUGCUCACCGGUACCUCUGUGCCGUACGAUCCUGCAGCAGAGCAAUUGGCCCAAGGUCAGGACCAUGAACGAGUUAACACGGUAAACGGUACCACUGUAGCGACCGGUGUGGUAGCAUCGGCUUCAUCAGGCGCGUCGUCGUCCUCGGCGUUGCUGAAAAAUGUUCCAAUAAAAGCAAUCGUAUUUUCUGACCAAUCUUUGCAAAGUAUUGAUAACGAUACGACCACGUCGCAUUUACGACCCGCUACCCCCUCUGCACUCCGUCCGGAUGGCUCACUUAUGGAAAGAAGAGGAUCUGAAGUAGAGGGGGAAGAUUGUUCCUUGCCAUCACCACCUCCUCCACCAUCGAUACAAACGGUACCAGUAAUGCAGUUGCAAGCUCUUCACCUACAUCAACCAGUUCCGCAAUAUCCGCAAGAUGCAGUAACGAUGCACAAUGCGGCAACGUCGGCACGAUCAUGCUUUUCACCACCGCCCCCAGCAGUUGUAACGACCGCGUUAAUGAGUACCUCUGGGUCACAUGUGAUGCCUCCUGGUGGAUCUGGUUCCAACAGACAAUUGCCGCCCUAUCCACCGGCCGUACCACUUCCGAAACCGACACCGAUUUGGAUCACACCGGUUCCACGCCCAUCCAGUGCCGGAAGUAGUACGCUCGGACGGGAAAGGGCAGCUACCGUGACGGCAAAUGCAUAUUCGACCGCAUCCACCAUCACCGUAGCUACCGGCAGCAAUAGUUCGGCAGUAGUUUCGACUGUGCCUAUUUUGCGUACUUUCGGUGCCUCAGCUGGUUCACGUCAAAAUUCAUUUGGCAGCUAAGCUGUGUACGGAACGGGUUGACGUGAGCGCUAUGAUUCGGUCAGUUAUAUACGAGCGCGAACCAAAAAGUUAUGGCUGUAAGCGUGUGAUCUAAAUGGAACAUUCGGAAGGGAGAUGACUAUUAUGGAAUAGGAUCGGUUAGGCAGCAAAUAGUUAAGGGUGGCCACAGAAGUUUUCGUUUGGCAAUGGCUAGAGCGAAACAAAGCAAAACGAUGAUGACUAUCAAAUGUGUCGCGACAAAACGGGAAGCGUGUGAGAAUGUGAGAGAAUUUAAGAUGCAUAAGAAAAGAGAGAUACAAAAAACGCUUUGAAGUUUAGCGAGGAACGCGAGAAAACAAAAAUAAAUAGUUUUUAUUGAUUGAUAUUGUUAACAAAUACAAAUACACACACACAGCACACUAUCAGAAAAGCAAAAGAGAUGCUUUUUUGUAUUACGAGCGUGUUUAGUGUGUGUGCAAUGAUAACGGAAUGAACAGAAAUUAAACGAAUGAUAAUAAAUCGGAUACGCAAGAUUUUCGGUAGGCGUGAUAUCGCAAAAUUGAAAAUAAGCAACUAAAUAAAAUGCCACAGUGGCACACACGAGCUAGGAGAACACUGGGAAAAAGAAAGGCAGCGCAGUGGUAUGAUCACGUACAAUGUAUGUAGAAAUCUUAUGUCAACUCAAGCAAUUGUAAAUGGCCGCACUAUCCUCGGCACUAAAGGUUAAAAAGCCACACACAUACACACACCAAUAAGCGAGGAAGUUGAUGCUUGGGUGCAGGAUUCACAUCUAACUGCAGCGGCAUUACGAGUGAAAGCCAAUGAGUGACCGAUAGAAACACAUACAAUACAUGUUCACACCAGUACCAGUUUCACGAGGUGUGGAUAAAUAUACAAAAUUUCCACAAGCGCAUGAAAGUUGUUCUCUGUAAUAUUAUUCAUCCAACUGGAGCAGAUACGGUAGACGUGUGUAUCUGUGAUCGACAAAGAUUCGGCUACGGCGAUAUAUAUAUAUAAUGCAGUACAUUUUCAAAAUAGCAAACAUAGUGUUACAAAAUCCGUACAGUAGGAUCAAAGCAUUGCAGCAGCAAAAAGCCAGUAACGUAUGAUUUGAUCAGAUCAAUCAUGAACUGUGUAGAUGGAUGAAAAAUGCGUCCGAGAGGGGAGAGAAAACAGAAAAAAGGAAAGAUAGAUGCUACACAUAGAGCAACAUGAUGAGGAAUAGAAACGAGAUGGAGGGAGUGUGGAUAAGAAGAGAUAAUUAUUUAUAAAGAUGUAGAUACACAUACGCAUAUAUAAAUAUAUAUGUAUAUAUGCAUGUACGCAUUACUCAAAACUGACUACAGAAUACAGUGACGCGAAAAAUGUGCAUGAGAGAUUUUCCGAUUAUUUUCGGUUGAUCGUUUUAUUGCCUUCUGGAAAUUUAAAGUAGGAAAUGUAUAUUUUCACCCUCAAGUCGGUAAGGAAGAGAAGGAAGUUGGAGGAGGGUGUAUAUGCACUGUGUAGGUGUGGAAAACAAAUCAAAGAUCAAAGGUCAGAUCAAUAUGUGCGUAUAUAGCGGGUCGUUGGUGCAUUGAAUAGAAACAUUUGCACACAUGCAACAUAUGUGUGCAUUCAAACUGUAUAUCAACGAUGAACAUUUGCCCAUGUCAAAAGCGGGUGGGCGAACCAAGCAUGUAAUGUAAAAGCACUGUAAAAACCAACAACAACCAACGCAUCAAUGCAUCUUCAUCUUUUACAUGCCCGUGCAAUGUCGCGGCACCAGCACCGGGGUGCGUUCGGUUAAAUGGAAACAUUGUCUACACAAGCGAAAGAUUCAAACAAAUGGUUAUGCAUUUACACCAUGAAAAGGUACACGCAGAGUGUCAAGCGUAGAGUACGGUUCAGUGUUUUUUGUUUGUUUGUUUGUUUAGAUCGUUUUAAAGCUUCCCGUUCCAAAGAAUAUUUAUACCUAGUUAUGAUGAAGCGUUUGCCUCGGCAACAAGUCUCUGCUAAUCAUCCGCAUGAUUAAUUGGCGUUCAGUUCGUAUCGAAAAUAGUUUUCGAUUAGACUAGUUGGGGUUUCGUGUGAUGAUGGUUCGAGUUCAAUGUUUGCUUAUCACACUCAAAAGUGUAUCUUCUAUGUGUCAUGUUUUUCCUUCUUUCCGUCUACUCAUUUGACGCAAACCGGCCCAAUUGUUCGUAUAUUUGCCUUUACUAUUGGCUAUCUACUUUUACUACUGUGCAUGUCAUCGUAGUAGAAUAGUCAAUCGUUUGUUGCCUUAUGGGUUGUUUCACAUUAUCUUGAAAUCUACAGCCUGUGUUGUGUAAGACCAUUCGUCUUGCCUUUCGUAGUGGUCUGUACAAGGUUAGCGCUUGUGUAGACCAAGAGGACACACUUCAUUGCAUGUUCCGAUAUUUUGUGUUCGACCCGAAAGCUCUUGGUUUUAUUCUGUAUGUAUUCAAAAAAAUCAUUACUCUAACGUUUCUUUGGCUGUGAGAAGAGGAAAUGCAUACCAGAACAAAAAUAACCAGUAGAGAAAAUGCAUGAGAAUGGAUGGCAGGUGGAAUUUACACCAUAAAUCCACUGAUCAUGUUUCCACUGAACCAAAGCUGAACGUAACUAGUACACACAACAAUAAAACGCAAAAAAACAUUAAUUGUCUCCCGUUUGGUAGAUGAUGAUCGCUCGUCUCACUCACAAAAACCAACCAUUUAUACACGUCACCCGUUUGGAAGGCUUUUACAAAACACUCUUUUUUACAUUCAAUCGACACACGGGACACGGGACGGCAACAAUAACAACUGCAGAUGGAAUAAGUAUGCGUUAACAGGGAACGCGAUUCGCAGAUAGAAUCCGUUCUGGUUUGGUUUAAGUUUACGAAUUUAUAGCUUAUCCGAUAUCUUGACAAUUUGCACAUCAUUCGCUUUUCGUGCGUGUUCCGUACGAGCGGCAUGGUUCGUGCCGAAUCGACGGAGCAGACGAGAUAUGGCGCCUUUUUUUUAGCAUCUUCUUUAAAACAAGCCUGAAUAGCGAAAGCAAAACAAAGAGAUAAACAAACGCGUGCGAUGCUUAAGUUUUAGGUUGCAUCAAAGUAAAGAAACGUUACGGGCAUGCAUAUGAAUUAGACAGCAGCAAGAAUGUAAAACAGUAAAUUAUUAUAAUUAACAAAACUCAGCAUACCGACACCCGCGCGACCGUGUUACAGCACCGCGAGUGGCCGGGACUGGUCAACGGCACCGGGCAUAUUAUGUUGGAAAGAAGAGCAAUGUAAUGAAUAAAGGAUCAUAAUUAAUAUUGAAA
Messenger RNA from Anopheles funestus (African malaria mosquito), 5895 nucleotides. RefSeq names its product serine/threonine-protein phosphatase PP1-beta catalytic subunit (gene flw). The coding region runs from base 616 to 1683 and encodes 355 amino acids. The transcript is spliced from 8 exons. Lineage: Eukaryota; Metazoa; Arthropoda; Insecta; Diptera; Culicidae. The record is from RefSeq and is a predicted model, not a curated record. Gene Ontology annotation, cellular component: cytoplasm; nucleus. Gene Ontology annotation, molecular function: protein serine/threonine phosphatase activity.